UAAUGGCAUAAGUGCGGCCAAGUUUUUAGAAGUGUCAUUUUCGGCGACAUAUGUUUGUCAAUAUUUGACGUUUGAUUUUUUUGUUGGAGCAAGUUACAUAAAAAGAAGGAAUCAUGCUGCGCUCCGCUGCUUCAGCUCUCGUAAACAAAACCCCCAAGCUGUUGGCUACGGGAAUGCCGUCCAGCUUCACAGCCGGUUCGUUUGCUCCAGCCCUUAACACAUUAAUGGUGCGUCGUGAACAACAGACAAUGCCUGUUGUUAAUCCAAAUGAAGCUGUACCCAGAAAACCUUACAGUCCCUUUGGCACCAAACAGUCGAGCAUGGCUGAGUGGACAUUGGCUCGUUUGGAUGAUUUGCUGAAUUGGGGUCGCAAAGGUUCCAUUUGGCCAUUGACUUUCGGUUUGGCUUGUUGUGCCGUUGAAAUGAUGCACAUCGCUGCUCCACGUUACGAUAUGGAUCGUUACGGUGUUGUCUUCCGUGCAUCACCGCGUCAAGCUGAUGUCAUUAUUGUAGCUGGUACUUUGACCAACAAGAUGGCUCCAGCUUUGCGUAAAGUUUACGAUCAAAUGCCUGAACCCCGUUGGGUUAUUUCUAUGGGCAGUUGUGCCAACGGCGGUGGCUACUAUCAUUACUCUUACUCAGUAGUACGUGGGUGCGAUCGUAUUAUCCCCGUAGAUAUCUAUGUUCCCGGCUGUCCACCCACAGCUGAAGCUUUGAUGUAUGGUGUUUUGCAAUUGCAAAAGAAGGUCAAACGUAUGAGAACUUUGCAAAUGUGGUACAGAAAGUAAACGGUGUAAGAAUUUAAUUCUAGUUAAAAAAGCAACCAUAUAGUGUAAUGUAAAUGAAGGAGUUAAAACAAUAAACACACCAACUGUGAAUUUUGUUUAUGAAAUAAAUCUUAUUUCUUUUUUGUGAAAUGAAAAAUCGAUACGAAAUAAACCUCUCUUAAAUAUAGUAAAAAAA
Calliphora vicina (urban bluebottle blowfly) is the source of this 963-nucleotide messenger RNA. Its product is annotated as NADH-quinone oxidoreductase subunit B 2-like. The transcript has 2 exons. NCBI's taxonomy places the organism in Eukaryota, Metazoa, Arthropoda, Insecta, Diptera, Calliphoridae. Gene Ontology annotation, molecular function: quinone binding; NADH dehydrogenase (ubiquinone) activity; 4 iron, 4 sulfur cluster binding. Bases 114 to 788 code for a protein of 224 amino acids. The record is from RefSeq and is a predicted model, not a curated record. Gene Ontology annotation, biological process: electron transport coupled proton transport; aerobic respiration; mitochondrial respiratory chain complex I assembly.